Molecule: messenger RNA, 600 nt
Organism: Cajanus cajan (pigeon pea)
Lineage: Eukaryota; Viridiplantae; Streptophyta; Magnoliopsida; Fabales; Fabaceae
Source: RefSeq, a predicted model, not a curated record
UUCUCUCCUCCACUAAAUGAAUUCACUGUCGAUUCCACCGCUCGAUUUUAUUCCUCUUUCAUGUGCGGCAAACGGUCGAUAUGGAUAUUUGAGUUCCUCGCUCUAAUGACCUUGUGGCGAUGGAAGCAACCGUUGGAUAUGAAUAUUAGGGUUCUUCGCACUGGUAUGGAAGGUUUUUUUUCCAUACUUCCUGCAACUGACCUUGUUCCUGGGAAUAUUGUGGAAGUUUCUGUGAGGCGUAAAGUUCCCUCUGAUAAGAGGAUGAUUGAGAUGCUAAGCAAUCAAGUGUGCGUUGAUCAAGCUAUUCUUCCGGCUGUCACUAGUGCAUUAAUGGUCCACCACAAAGACUAUCUAAAAGAAGAUGCUGUUGAUCUAAUGAGCAGCCUUAAUGGUCCCAGAUAUGCAUUAUGGGAGGUGGAACACCCUUGAUGUUUGUGGUCGAGCAAUGUUAGAGAGUUCCCAUUAAGGUCUUUGAAGAGAACUGAGUGGGAAGAUAAAAACCGUUACACCAUUGUAGAUACCGAUGAUAUCUACAAGGUAACCUUUCCUUUAAUUUUAAGCUUUUUGAUUGCAAUAAAAUUUUUAUUUUUCUUUCCUUUA